AAUUCACAGAGAAUAUAUAUAUAGCCACAUGUAUCUUCUCAAUUAUCUCUCAGCCCAAAUACCUUACAGCUCUAUACCAGAACAAGCAAGGCCACCUGCACCACAUACCUUUGAUCAUGUUCACCAAGGCCGCUAUCGUCGUCGCCCUCGCUGGCACUGUCAAUGCAGCUCUUUCCAUCAACACUCCCGCUUCUCUCAUUGAAUGCCAGCCAGCCGCUCUUUCAUGGAGUGGUGGCUCUUCCACUCCUUACUAUCUUGCCGUCCUUCCUGGUGGCCAAGUUUCUGCCACUGCUCUCGAGAACAUCGACACUGUUGACACCGAGUCGUACACUUGGACAGUCAACCUUGCUUCGGGCACCAACAUAACCAUCAGGGUCACCGAUGGCAGCGGCAAUAUCGCUUACUCUUCCCCCGUCGUCAUCCAGGAAGGCUCCAGCUCUUCCUGUUUGACUUCUAGCUCUUCCUCAUCUGCCACUGCCGCUGCUGGCUCUUCUUCCGGUGACUCUUCUGCUUCCACAACUGCCUCUGGCUCUUCUGCCUCAUCAGGCUCUUCUGGCUCUUCUGCUUCCACAACCGCCUCUGGUUCUUCUGCCUCCGCUUCUUCCUCUUCUUCCUCUAGCGACUCCGGAGCCCUUCUCACCAAGGGCAACGCCGGUGUCGCUGCUUCCCUCGUCGGUAUUGUAGCCGCCGCUUUCGCUGCUGUUGCUUAGCAACGUAACAUUGGACAGUGAAGACCUUUUUAUUGUUUGAAAACAGAACAAGCUAAAAUGGGAAUGAUCAUUGAACAUUUGUAGCUAGUUUGAUUGGACGUCUGAGAUACGAUCUUUAAAGAUUUACAAGUACGACCCUCCCCCUAAUGGUAGUGUGAUGCAGCAUUGAUUGAUUUUUUUUCCCUUUUUUUUUACAUUGAUACUCAUCAACAAGCAGUGUACAAGUUAUGGCUCCCAGCAUAUUUUAUUUACGUUGGCCUAGCUGGCUAUCGGUAAAUAAAUUGAUGAUAUCGAAAAACCAGGCGUGUGGCAGGCCGGUACGAUAACGAUAGGCAGUAGAUGGGGGGUGAUAACUGGAUACUACAAUGAUGAUUAGAUUAUUAUAUUCUCGAUAUUUUGCCGUCGCAGAAAGAGAACGACGUUAAAGACGUCAUCGUAACGGAAGAACCACUGGUGAGUUUGGUUCUUUGGCCAAGUCGAAGAGGCACGCCGGAGACCGAACUAUAGCUAGACUGGGUAAUAUAUACACUAGUACCCUCUUCCUUUUUUUUGCUCAUGUCUUCGUUCCUGCUUAUUGAUUCACAGUAAUUUAUGGUUAGUCAUUUGUUGCGAUCGUUGAUUAUGUUGAUUUACGUUGAUUGUUGUCCGUCAUUUCUCGUCUUUUAUUUAUGGAUACGAUUCAGGACAACAGUGAGGGUUGGUCCAGCAUUCAGUAGCCGCAGCAGUAAACAACUAACUGUACUCCAUGCUUCGCUGCUACGGUCAUUACAACCAUUCGUAUCCCGCUGAUACUGAUGGUGGGUAACACCAUCACACAAGAAGCAACAAGGAAUAUACACAAUAUAUAGUGUCACGAAGUUUAUCAUGGGCAUUAUUUCUUGUGUACUACUUCUUGGUAUCUAGUAGAAAGUCACAAAGACAAUAUCUGACCUCGUAUAAAGGGCAAGUAAGACGAUCAUAA
Cryptococcus deneoformans JEC21 is the source of this 1671-nucleotide messenger RNA. RefSeq names its product expressed protein. The coding region runs from base 117 to 710 and encodes 197 amino acids. The record is from RefSeq and is a predicted model, not a curated record. The transcript has 5 exons. Lineage: Eukaryota; Fungi; Basidiomycota; Tremellomycetes; Tremellales; Cryptococcaceae.